This is a messenger RNA of Symbiodinium necroappetens, 1068 nucleotides long. NCBI's taxonomy places the organism in Eukaryota, Dinophyceae, Suessiales, Symbiodiniaceae. The record is from the annotation of a GenBank genome assembly.
AUGGCAGAUCCGAGGGUGACUGCUUCUGAGAUCCAAGCAUGCCUGAAGAAGUACUUGGAGAGUGUCAACUCCAAAGACAUUUGGAGUUCUGUGGUUCCCCCGGUUGGAGGUCCGAGGACAUGGCACUGGAAGACAAGGCCUUGUGCGCGAUGGAUGGCAAAAACAGCUGGCUUGAUGUUUGAAUUGCUGGAAGUUGCCAGGAACGGCAAGAUCCACUCAAGGAAGUUGUGCUUUGCCUUGGACGCAUUGCUGGAAAGCGGAGAUGUCAAGAACACGUCUGGGUCGGAGAAGGUCCAGAAGAUGGUGGAUGCUUUAGCGCUUCUGGACGACUGCGAGGAGGAGGACGAUCAUCCUUGUUUGGAGGACUCAGUCCAGAUUUACAUCGAGGAACAGGACAAGGACGAGGAGCAAAGCCUUGUCCCGAAAGCGACGGAAGCGGAAAUGGACCAGGAUUUCUUCCGGAGUGCGCAGCUGCUCGACAUGGAUGCGAACGAACCGGAACCGGAUGUGUGGAAAAAAGGGAAGGACCAGGAGAUUUUGAUGCUUGCAGUCAGACACAAACCGUCUGCAUCGUUGCCGAGAAACUCGAAGAGCAAAGCAAGGGCACCGGCCACAGCCUUGCAGACUUCCGAGUCAGAGGGAGAGAGCAGUGAGGCACGGGAGAUGGUCGAGAACAAGACCAAGAAGCAAAACAAGAAAAAACAAGAGAAGAAUAACAAGAAGCAUAGCAAGAAGAAACAGGAAGAGAAGCAAACGAAGCAAAGCAAGAAGAAGCAGGAGAAGAAGAAAAAGAAGCCAACCAAAGACACAAAGAAGAAGAAUAAGAAGAAGAAGAAGCAGGACAAGAAGGAUGAAAUUGAGGAGAAGAAGGACCAUAAGGAAAAGAAGGCACAGGUGUUUUAUGAAGUCCUUGUCCCCAAAGCAGCAACCCCCAAGGCUGCACCCUGGGAGGCGGAAUGGUACAAGUACAGCUACCACGGGGCGAAGCAUCUAAAGACCAGGAAGGGUCACAGAAAGUUCUUCAUGAAGAAAGCUCGUAAGUUUCUCAAGGACAAAGGACUCGCCUGA